AUGUUAGGGUUUGCCGGGCCUCCAGGACCCAUUGGGCCCCCUGGCCCUGCGUCUGCCGGGCCACCUGGGCCUCCUGGGCCACCAGGAGAAAUGGGACCCAUGGGGCCGGCCGGCCCUGUGUCUGCCGGCUCUCCUGGGUUACCAGGAGAAAGGGGACCCAUGGGGCCAGCUGGCCCUGUGUCUGGCGGGCUUUCAGGGCUACCUGUAACGUCCAUGUGUUCACCCCGACCCGGACAGCCUGGGUGUGCUAAACCAUCGAUAUCCGCACCUGCAUUUUGCCCCAAAUGUUACCACGAGUGGCGUGGGGCCUGCUACGGGGUCUUCAGCCUCCACAAGAACUUCAGCGAAGCGGCCGCGACCUGUCGCCGAGAUGGCGGCACCCUCGCCAUGCCCCGAGACGCCGAGACCGACAACUUCCUCUUCGAAUUAGUCAAGUCCAUUGACGCUUACUCCACGUUCUGGAUUGGCCUGACCGACCUUGACAAAGAAGGCACCUUUGAGUGGGUGGAUGGUACUCCUCUGGGUAACUUCAGUGCUUGGGGUGUGGAGCAGCCUGACGACCACAUGGGCAACGAGGAUUGCGUCCAUUUCCGGCCCACACCCAGUGGCAACCACGAUUGGAACGACUUGAGAUGUAGCCUCUACAUAACCUUCAUCUGCCAAGUCGUUCCAGGACCUGCCUAG
Branchiostoma belcheri (Belcher's lancelet) is the source of this 684-nucleotide messenger RNA. Its product is annotated as alpha-N-acetylgalactosamine-specific lectin-like. NCBI's taxonomy places the organism in Eukaryota, Metazoa, Chordata, Leptocardii, Amphioxiformes, Branchiostomatidae. The transcript is spliced from 3 exons. The coding region runs from base 1 to 684 and encodes 227 amino acids. The record is from RefSeq and is a predicted model, not a curated record.